Messenger RNA from Lathyrus sativus (Indian pea), 1221 nucleotides. Lineage: Eukaryota; Viridiplantae; Streptophyta; Magnoliopsida; Fabales; Fabaceae. The record is from the annotation of a GenBank genome assembly.
AUGGAAUAUCAAAGAUCCUUCAGCAAUGGCUCUAAUAACCUACAAAAAGAGUUACCUAACACAUGCAUUGUUUCUUCACAACACAGCCUCGCAUCAGUUCCUUCCCUCAACUCAAACUCAAACUCACAACUUCAAGAAUCUUCCUUCACAUGCAUCACAACUCUGAAGCUCCACACUUACAUAUCCUCUUUAACCCUUGCAGGAAAAUUCCUCUACACUGGUUCAUCCAACAAAGAAAUCACAUCAUGGAAUAGUACUCAUUUUCAUUCUCAACCACAAGAGUCAAUUAACACAAUAGUUUCUGGAAACGGUGCAGUGAAAUCAAUAGUAAUCCAUUCAGACAAGCUUUUCACAGCUCAUCAAGAUAACAAAAUCCGCAUUUGGAAAAUCACAAUCACCAACGACGAACUUCAACAGCAACACAAGUUCACCCACUUAGCCACACUCCCAACAUUCACCGACCGUUUCACAACAAUCUUGAACCCCAAAAACCAUGUUAAGAUUCGAAGGCACAAAAAAUGCACAUGGAUUCACCAUGUUGACACAGUCUCUUCCCUUGCCUUAUCCAAAGACGGAACCUUGUUAUACUCCGUUUCAUGGGACAGAACAAUCAAGAUUUGGAAAACCAAAGACUUAACAUGUUUGGAAUCAGUGCAAACCGCGCACGACGAUGCAAUAAACGCAAUCACAGUUUCUGAUGACGGAUAUGUUUACACUGGAUCAACUGAUAAAAAAAUCAAGGUUUGGAAGAAAGAAAAAGGCGAUAAGAACCACUCGUUGGUAGAUACACUGGAGAAACACGGGUCUGGUAUUAAUGCAUUGGCCCUUAACAGUGAUGGUUCAGUUUUAUAUUCUGGUGCAUGUGAUAGAUCAAUAUUGGUGUCUGAGAGAGGCGAAAAUGGUAAUUUGGUAGUGAUGGGUGCGCUUCGUGGUCACACAAAGUCUAUAUUGUGUUUGGCAGUAGUUUGUGAUUUGUUGUGCAGUGGUUCUGAGGAUAAGACAAUCCGAAUUUGGAGAAGCAAUAGUAAUAAUGUUGAUAGCUAUAGAGAGUAUUGUUGUUUGGGUGUUUUAGAAGGACAUAAAGGUCCAAUUAAGUGCCUAACUGCUGUGCUUGAUCAUUUUGAUGAACAAUCAUCGGAUUCGGAUGCGACUUUUCUUAUCUAUAGUGGAAGUUUGGACUGUGAUAUUAAGGUUUGGAAGAUGUUACUUCCUCUUCUAUGA